Molecule: messenger RNA, 1623 nt
Organism: Glarea lozoyensis ATCC 20868
Lineage: Eukaryota; Fungi; Ascomycota; Leotiomycetes; Helotiales; Helotiaceae
Exons: 3
Coding region: 1-1623 (540 amino acids)
Source: RefSeq, a predicted model, not a curated record
AUGUUGGUGGUACACGAUGAAGACCAAAUACAGAGCUUGAAGGAAAUAUUUAACACAUAUGCACCGAGACACCAGGAGAUGUAUCUUCUGAUGGACCGGCUAGAGAAAUACUGCAUACGUGAUUCAAUUGAAGGCGAAAACCAUUUCUCGCGUGUUACACAGGAUGUCAUUGCAGCGCUACCAAACCUCACUCGGUUCAAGAUCGUCCUACCUUACCAAACCGGCGAAACCGUACGACGCCCGGCAAUCAAAGUGCUUUCGUCCACCCUUGCUCUACUAGCCAAACGGAACGAAGAGCAUCAACGACUCGAGACGCUGGUUCUUGAUUAUGUCAGUGACAUUGUGAUCAAUAACAUCUUUCGUAACCACAUAGAUGUCCAAAAUGCGUGUAGAGUUUUCUCGGAACUCGACACCCUGACAAUCACCAUAACGAAGCGGGAAGUCAGGUCGUCGAGUUUCGGCAAAAAUCUCUGGUUUCUGAUUGAGAAAGCUGCCCAUUUAAAGAGUCUUUGCCUGGUUGGGUGGGCCGGUGAAAAAUGGAUUAACAGGUCACAUAUCUUUACGGUAGAAUUGGAAACGUGGGAGAGACGGUGUUUUCCGUAUCCACUGGAUUCCACCAGGGAGAUAAAGACUCUUCGAACUCUUGAGCUCCGAAAACUUCGUAUGCAUCCGGAUGAGCUUUUGAGAUUAAUCGAAGAUUGCUCGUCGACCUUGCAAGAGCUUUAUCUUGUUAUGGUGGGUCUCAAAAUCGACGAGGAAGAGCAAGGAGAAAAUGUCCCCCUGUGGGUUGGCUAUCCCGAGGACGGAGACUCGACUUCGGCAAUACGGAUUGCACGCCGCUUACGACAGAUGAGAAACCUCAAAUUGUCUGUUUUGCGUGCUACCUUUCUAUCUUAUAGUGAUUGUGGUUUGGCUGUUUGGGACACGCCCCCAGAGUCAGCUCAUCCUGAUCUUGAUCGUGUGGAUACGACAGGCGGAAACAAAAGUCUUGAACAACGCUUUGUGGAAGCAGUGAUGCAUCCUGACAUAAAGGUCGCUGUCCCUCAACCGGCCGCCGAGCAGCAGGAAACGGCCUCGCCGACUUCCUCUGGGAAGCAAAAAGUAGAGAUUCGUCGUACGAAGAAAGAGGAAGACAUGAUAAACUGCCUCGACACGGUUCUGGCCCCAUUGGGUAACCUCUCUGUACAACCAUGGGCUGUUGCACAAACCGAGCUAGAAGAUUCCAUCGCCGGAAUGAUCGCUGUGUCUAAGCCAGCUCCGCCGCCACUUAGGCUCAUCGACUAUGACGCAAAUGCUUUCCAAGCUGAAUAUAAAACUCUGCCGGAUUACAAAAGCAGUAUCGACGGACUUUUCGACGACCACCUCGAGCUUGGACACAGAGAACUGCGGAAAAUGAUUCGUAUCAUGGACAGAGGCAUGGAAAUUAUAGACCGGGAUUCUGCGAGACCGAAUGGGCUCGAUGUUGAAAAUGAGAGGGUGUUGGCAGAUGAUGGGGCUAACGCGACGAGUAAUGGGGCAGGUCGGGAGGAGGAAGACGGAAAUGUUGAUCCUGAGGAUAUUGAGAUCGAGUACAGUGAGAAUGACUUGGAUAGUGACUGGGAGAUAGACGAAGAGGACAUCUAG